Symsagittifera roscoffensis is the source of this 1663-nucleotide messenger RNA. RefSeq names its product galanin-like G-protein coupled receptor npr-9. The record is from RefSeq and is a predicted model, not a curated record. Bases 139 to 1416 code for a protein of 425 amino acids. Gene Ontology annotation, cellular component: plasma membrane. Gene Ontology annotation, molecular function: G protein-coupled receptor activity. Lineage: Eukaryota; Metazoa; Xenacoelomorpha; Acoela; Convolutidae. Gene Ontology annotation, biological process: G protein-coupled receptor signaling pathway. The transcript has 8 exons.
AUUGACUAAUAUCGACUCAAAUUCUCAGUUAAUUCCAUCUAACUGUAUCGACAAGUUUUAAAUUUCGGUCUUUAAGCUGUAAUUGGAAGUUAUAGAGAAAAUUUGCAGCUUCAGAAAAACAGCACCCGGGAAGUCCGCAUGGAUAACGAGACAAUGAUAGGGGGGUAUAAUUGGACAACAACAGGAGCAGAGGGAAUGGGUGAGGGGGGUAUCAGAACAACCACCCCCUGGAAUAUGUUCGACUACAUAUCGUACGGAUACUGGGACUACCUACUGAUCAAAUGGAAGAUCAGAGCUGGAUCUCUUACUGUUAUGUCAUUCACUGGCCUGUUGACGCUGGUUCUCAACACUUACAUCGUCUGUCUUUUCCUGUUUGCCAGGCAGUUCCGCAAACUAGAGUACUACCCUCUGGCGCUCAACUCGUUCGUCGAUAUCUUCGGAAGUGGGCUCAUCCCCCCAAUCACAGAGUUCAUGUUCGCAACCUACGAGUUCAACUAUGAGAGGGGGCGCGAUGCUUUUACAGGAUACUUUUUUCGAUACUUCGGAGAACGCUACCAAAACAAUUACCGAGUGGCGAACUGUCUGGCCUACUUUUUGCGAUACCUCUCAGCCCAGUAUGCUACUGGACCUUGUGUGCUGGUGCUGGCUCUGGACAGAUAUCUGGCUGUGUGCUGGCCCCAUCAAGUCAAGCAGAUUCUCACCCGCAGAGUGAGAGUCGCCAUCUGCACCACAAUCACUCUAAUCAUUCUCUUCAUCGCUAUUGCAUCGUCGGCGAUAGUGAGUAAGAAUUUGUUGGAUGGGGGGAGUACAUGUACUACGAUGAUAUGGGGAGACUUGUUGACGAGGAACAACAUGGACGGACUUCUGUUCUACCUCCUUCCAGCUUCCAUCUCCUGUGUACUCUAUUGCAUUACGGGAUACAGGCUCACACAAAUGCGCGGAUCUCAAAGGGUUCGUAACCGACAACUUACCAUCGCCCUCAUUUUGUCGACAGUGUUUUGGAUGGUGUGUUGGGCACCGCAGACCGCAGUCGCUUUCUACGACAACACGAUUAUGGACAACUUCAACUUCGAGUACUACAACCAGACUAUGUUCUAUUAUAUCAUGCAGGAGAUGAUGGCCUUGAGUUUCCUCUCACAUGCAUAUGUCAGCCCUCUUCUCAUUCUAUUCAUCUCACGCAAGUUCCAGGAGCCGUUUCGCAGAUGGUGGCAAAUUUCGAUCAUCGCUAAACUGAAAGGGGUGGAGAAAGUCUACCAGGGACCCACAGCAUCUUCAACUGCGAACAGUGUGGGCACUGGGGGGACAAGGAGAGGGGGGCUCUCCGUGAAUCCUAGCAGCAACAACAGCCAACUUACAAACAACUCAUCAACCGCCGCAGAAAAAGAGGAGCAACCGAAAAAACACCAGCUGAAGUAACAAAAUCAACAACGAAUAAACAGAAGAAGCUGAAAAGAUGUAUGAACAAACCGCACAUGAAAUGCGUUCAAAACAUUUUUUGCAACAAACUUCAAAAUUAUCACUUGGAAUGUACAAAAACAAGUAAAAAAGUUUUUCGGUUUAUUGGUGCGUCAAUUCAACAUAUGCGCCUGAAUAUUAAGCAUGAGUCCCAUAUUGACUUUCAGGACUUUGAUCCAAAUUUAAAAAAAAUCAAUAAUUAUCCCAA